AUAUGUAAACAUAGAAAGAUAUGAGCAUAAUCAUCUUUCUAUGUUUACAUAUCUGUAUGACUGUAUGUACAUAUUAGUGUUAAUUAUGUGCUCGUGUUUGUGUACGUGCUUGAUAGACUCACCCAUUAGUUCACUACAUAUCAACAGCUUUCUUCACCUCUCUCCUCAUUCCUUUUUUUAUUAUUAUUCUCUAUACUCUCCCUUGACUUUCAUUACAAACAGGCAACAAGGUUAUGGGAAUUAGUAUUGUUUCUGCCAUGGGAGUUUGUUUGCGCAACCACGUCAAGGCUGAGAGCCCAAUAGCCCCAAUCAAUUCAGUUUCAGGGUUAAAUUCAAAGAGUGUGAAUGUCAGUACAGAAAAUAUCAGUAGCCCAUGUUGUAAGGUUCCUGAUGAUCUCAGUAGCUCAAGUAAGACUGGAGCACCAGCGGAAUUGGUAUUGGUCCCUCGGACUAUUCGUGGUGAGGAGGAGAUCUUGCAAUCCUCCAAUUUGAAGAGCUUUACUUCUACAGAACUUAAGGCUGCAACCAGAAAUUUUCAUGUAGACAGUGUGUUAGGAGAUGAUGGUAUUGGAUCUGUUUUUAAGGGUUGGAUUGAUGAACACUCAACUUCUGCUGCCAAACCUGGCAAAGGCAUUGUUGUUGCUGUCAAAAGACUUAAUCAUGAUGGCUUCAAAGGUCAUAACGAUUUGUUGGCUGAAGCCAACUAUCUAGGCCAGCUUUCACAUCCUCAUCUAGUGAAAUUGAUUGGAUAUUGCCUUGAAGAUGAAAACAGCUUCAUGGUCUUUGAACUUAUGCCACGUGGCAGCUUGGAGAAUCACUUAUUCAUAAGAGGCUCAUAUUUUCAACCUCUUUCUUGGAACCUCCGUUUGAAGGUUGCUUUUGGUGCUGCAAAAGGCCUUGCAUUUCUUCACAGUGCUGAAACAAAAGCGACAUACCGUGAUUUCAAGACUUCAAAUGUCUUGCUAGAUUCAAAUUAUAAUGCAAAACUAUCAAAUUUUGGGCUGCCAAAGGGCGGGACUGCGGUUGAUAAAAGUCAUGUCUCCAACAAGCUAACCUACGGAUAUGCAGCUCCAGAAUACCUGGCCACUGGUAAUCACAGUGCUAAGAGUGAUGUCUAUAGUUUUGGAGUUGUCCUAUUGGAAAUAUUAUCAGGAAGGAGAGUUGUUGACAAGAAUAGACCACAAAGACAACACAAUUUGGUGGAAUGGGCUAAGCCUUAUCUAUCCAACAAGCGCAAGAUUUUACGCGUGUUGGAUAAUCGUCUUGAAGGCCAAUAUGAAUUAGAAGAUGUGUAUAAGGUUGCUAUACUCUCCCUACGGUGCCUUUCAAUAGAAGCCAAGUUGAGACCAAACAUGGACGAGGUUGUUACAAAUUUGGAGCAGUUGCAGGUUCCAAAUGUAAAUAAUCAGAAUCGUUUACGUAGAAGAAGUACCGAUGAUGUUCCCCGUGUUAGAACAGCCGCAGCUUAUCCCCAACGCGCUACUUCUAUGCUUUGUACAUGACAUUAAACAUUGCAAAAUGCAGAUACAGCUUUCUUGAAAGUUAACAAAGCUGAAUGUCCUCAAAUGCAGAGAUCCCAUACCAUGAACACAUGUUACCGAAUAAAUUGCACAUAUCUUACUAUAGUUAAUGCUUCAGCACCAAACUUCUCGAACAUUCUGCUUGUUGAGACUUGAGAGCGCCUAUGUCUACAUACAAAUAAUUGGAUCUUUUUAGUGUUUGUAACAGUCAAAUAACUGGGAUUUCUAGAUCUUUUGCUCAGAUAUAUCUGGCAGCCAGAAGUGUUGUCCACCGAAAUUGUAGGAGCCGAACCCUAUUAUUUGUGAAAGCAAGCAUAAGUUCAUGUAAAUCAUAUUUGAUGUAUCAAGUUUGAAUUUAUUAUUAAAUCAUAUCUUUUUCACCUCA
Molecule: messenger RNA, 1905 nt
Organism: Trifolium pratense (red clover)
Lineage: Eukaryota; Viridiplantae; Streptophyta; Magnoliopsida; Fabales; Fabaceae
Product: probable serine/threonine-protein kinase PBL9
Exons: 7
Coding region: 234-1502 (422 amino acids)
Biological process (GO): protein phosphorylation
Molecular function (GO): ATP binding; protein kinase activity
Source: RefSeq, a predicted model, not a curated record